Molecule: messenger RNA, 3732 nt
Organism: Zalophus californianus (California sea lion)
Lineage: Eukaryota; Metazoa; Chordata; Mammalia; Carnivora; Otariidae
Gene: GRB14
Product: growth factor receptor bound protein 14
Exons: 10
Coding region: 171-1607 (478 amino acids)
Biological process (GO): negative regulation of insulin receptor signaling pathway; insulin receptor signaling pathway
Cellular component (GO): plasma membrane; cytoplasm
Source: RefSeq, a predicted model, not a curated record
CUGCUCGGCCGCGCGUCUGAGCCGCCCGGGCCCUGAGCGCAGGCGGCGAGGCCACCGCACCUGCAGCGCGCUCGGGCUGCCAAGCAGGCGCUUCGCCUCCCGCCGCCGGGCCUCCCUCUACCCCCGCGCCGGGUCUCCCGUGACACCCGAGACCCCCCCGGCCGACGACAAUGACCACUUCCCUGCAAGAUGGGCAGAGCGCCGCGGGUAGGGCGGCUGCCCAGGACUCGCCGCUGGCCACCCAGGUGUGCGGCGCUGCCCAGGGGAGGGGCGACGCCCGCGACCUGGAGCCUGCCCCCUGGUUGCACGCGCGGGCGCUCCUGCCCCCUCCGGACGGGACCCGCGGCUGUGCUGCAGACAGGAGAAAAAAGAAAGAUCUUGAUGUUCUGGAAAUGCCAUCUAUUCCAAACCCUUUUCCUGAGCUAUGCUGUUCUCCAUUUACAUCUGUGUUGUCAGCAGGCCUGUUUCCCAAAGCAAAUUCAAGGAAAAAGCAGGUAAUUAAAGUAUACAGUGAAGAUGAAACCAGCAGGGCUUUAGAGGUACCCAGUGACAUAACUGCCCGAGAUGUUUGCCAGCUGUUGAUCCUGAAGAAUCAUUACAUUGAUGACCACAGCUGGACCCUUUUUGAACAUCUGCCUCACAUAGGUCUAGAAAGAACAAUGGAAGACCAUGAGCUGGUGAUUGAAGUGCUAUCUACCUGGGGAAUGGAAGAAGAAAAUAAACUAUACUUUAGAAAAAAUUAUGCCAAAUAUGAAUUCUUUAAAAACCCAAUGUAUUUUUUUCCAGAGCAUAUGGUGUCUUUUGCAACUGAAACCAAUGGUGAAAUAUCCCCCACACAGAUUUUGCAGAUGUUUCUGAGUUCAAGCACAUACCCUGAAAUCCAUGGCUUCUUACAUGCAAAAGAGCAGGGAAAGAAGUCCUGGAAAAAGAUUUACUUCCUUCUAAGAAGAUCUGGUUUAUAUUUUUCUACUAAAGGGACAUCAAAGGAACCCCGGCAUUUGCAGUUUUUCAGCGAAUUUGGCAAUAGUGAUAUUUAUGUGUCCCUGGCAGGCAAAAAAAAACACGGAGCACCGACUAACUAUGGAUUCUGCUUUAAGCCUAACAAAGCGGGAGGGCCCCGAGACCUGAAAAUGCUCUGUGCAGAAGAAGAGCAGAGUAGGACGUGCUGGGUGACUGCGAUUAGAUUGCUUAAGUACGGCAUGCAGCUGUACCAGAAUUACAUGCAUCCCUAUCAAGGUAGAAGUGGCUGCAGUUCUCAGAGUGUCUCACCCAUGAGUCCCACCUUUCUCGGUUAUCACAGAAGAACCAGUGACCUAUAUAAUGGAUGCCAGUGUUCCUCACCUGCGUCGGCUGGUUUUCUUCCAGACACUGUCUUCAGUGAGAAUCAUAGAAAACUGAGUAUACUUCAGUUAUAUAUUUUUAAGGGAACAAUAUUCUUAAUUUCUCCAGGGAUACAUUUUGAGAAGGGAAAUAAGAAAAAAAAAAUGUCUUAUACCGCUAUGUGCAGCACAUCAUGGCCACCCCUGUCUGCCUUUGAAAUGAGAAUCAUCAGCAGAUAUUUCAGGAAGCCAAAUAUGUGGUCCUUUUCAGCACAAAGAAGCAUCUGAUAGUAUGGCCCUGACUGGAGAGAGGGGAUGGGGAAAACUAGUCUACUUAAGUCCUUACUACUCCUCACUCUCGACCCUGAGCUAGACGUUGAAAACUGCACUUUCUUCCCUGUUCCUACCCCUCUGUGGUACAUAAAAGAACCCGGAAAGAGUCUGUCUGUCACUGCUUUUACCAUAAGCUGCCCAUGUGACCUUGGUUUAGUCACUGGUAUCCUGCAAUGUAAAACAAGGGAGACAGUUGCCUAAGUUCAGAAAUUGAUUACAUCUCUGAUGUAUCAGAGAUGUAGAGAGAAUGAAGCAGAGAGAAUGAUAUCAGGAACUCCUGUGCCCUCUUGCUAAGGACCGUGCUGCAGGUUUAUCUACAUCUUUCAAAUGGGGUGACAGAGAGUGUUGGCUACUCGUUGCCACCAACCUACACUACCUGAAAAACAUUUCAUGUCCAAAGCUCACUAAGAGUGACUGGAUCUGAUCUCAGAGUGUGGCCUGGAUAAUCCAGGGUGUACCCAGGCCUCUUCUUUCUUGAAAAAAGAGGUAUGUCGUUAAAAUCAUGGGCCCUUUUCCAGGGCUUGCCCUCUUUAUUCCACCAGAAGAAAGAGCUAGAAAAAGGGACCAAUAUUUGAGAAAUACACUGAUUCUGAAUGUUAUCAACAUUGCUUUCUUAUGUGAAAGAAAUUGAGCUGAAAAUGACCUUUUGAGUUCAAGUCAGAUUCCGCUUCACUUCUAUUUCUUUGUCCACCAAAGGUAAACUAUUAAUUUUUCAUCCACCACCUGCUAUUCAGUAAGAGCCAUUUGCUAUAUUCCUGUGUUUUCCCUAGUGUAGUUAAUAUAGCAAAUGAAAAUAUUUAUUUGUAUUGUAGAGUCCCUACUAAUAUCAAGUAAUUAUGGAACAUGGGACCUCGUUUUACAUUCUAUCCUGUUGUAUCGUAGGCAAACAAAAACAACCGGUUAAGUUUAUUUUUCUUUUCUAAUAGUAUUUUUUAUGUUAUCAGGACGUGGUGAUUACGGGGCCCAUCUUGGCAUGUGAAGUAGAGAUCUUAUAAGGACAAAGCUAUCAUUAUGAUUGAGAUUAGUUACUCUGUGGUUUGGGCAGGUGAAGGCUUUUCAUUAGUGUCCGCAAAGCAGCAGUGUUUCUGACUAGUCUCCAGCCCCGCACAGAAGAUCACGCGGGGAGAAGGGCAAACGAAGGUGUGACAGCAAAUAGAGAUUACAAGGACAGCAUCUUUCUGGAAAGAGCAGCUGUCUGUUACAAAGGCUCCUGUAACAAAUGAAAGAUUGCCUGCCGGAUCUCUGGAAAUACAGAUGAACCGUAAUAAGACUGUGGGCCACUACAGCAGAGUUUAAAGGGGAGAUAGCAAAUGCUAAUGACAUAGGAUGUAUGACGCAGUGAUAAGUGAGCCCCCCAAUUUUUUGCAUGGACGAGGUGUUCUUUUAAGCAUACAUUUGACUAGGCUUUUAGACCAAGCGAGGAAGGGCUGAAUCCAUGUGGAGAGAUAUGAAAUGGUCUUAAGCCACGAAUCUCCAGAGGCACACCAGCUCUUCCUUUACCAUUAGAACUCCAUUCUUGGUUUCGCUCCUCUGUUAAUGAGUGGGGAGUAAGUGUUAAACAUUUUCCAUUGCUGGUUUUGAAUGCUUUUUCCUUUGGGGGAGUGUUACUUCUUACAAACUGACUGAGACUCUCGACUGGAGAUUUGAUAAUUGUCUUUUUUUUUUUUUUUUUUUAGGAUGCAUGACUGGGAAUGGCACUCUUUUUAAAAAGAUGGUUGCAAAGUAGAGCCCUAAACAAUCAAAAAGUAAAACUAAAGUCCAGGUUUGGACAUAUUCCCCUUCAGAGAAUACGAAGACAAAAAGUAAUGCCAAAGGAAGACUGUAUUAUUUGUUUAAAUUAGGUUUGCUUGGCGAUGUCUUCCUUCUAUAUCAGUUCUUUUUUUGUCAGUCACAUUUAUUUUUGCAGCUCUCAGUUUUCCAUGUGCAUCCUCACCAGUUGAAAAUAUAUUCAUAUAAGUAAAUCAUAGAAAUUUUAAUAUUAUGGAAUUAGUAGAGUCAUUUCACUAAAUUUUCUUUUCUUCUUUUAAAGAUGUAUUUAUUUAUUUGAGAGAGAGGGAGAGAGAGGAUGCUUGCACGUGCG